AUGGGGCUCCCUGGUGUCCAGCUCCGGCUGGUGCUGCUGUGGGCACUGACGUGGGCACAGGAGACAAGGUCUGUGUGUCCCUCCUGUGGAGGCCCCACACUGGCACCCCAAGCAGAACGAGCUCUGGUCCUAGAGCUGGCCAAGCAGCAAAUCCUGGAGGGGCUGCACCUGACCGGUCGUCCCAGGAUAACUAACCCCUCCCCCCAGGCAGCACUGAGCAGAGCUCUCCAGAGACUACAGCAAGGGAAAUGUGGCUUCGACGAAAGGGGGAGGAGUCCUUUCUCCAUCUCUCUGGCAGACUCCUCCACUUCGACCUGCAGCUCCAUGCUCACCUUCCACCUGUCCAUUCCUCGGUCCCACCAGCUGUCCCACGCGCGCCUAUGGCUUCAUGUACUCCCCACCCUUCCUGGCACUCUUCACUUGAAGAUCUUUCGAUGGGGCACAAGGAGGAGGCACAGAGGGUCCGGCACCUUCCUGGCGGAGCACCACGUUACAAGCCCUGGCUGGCAUGCCCUGACUCUGCCCUCUAGUGGCUUGAGGGGUGAGGAGUCUCGUGUCCUGAGACUCCAGCUGGACUGCAGUCCCCUAGAAGGCAACAGCACAGCUGCUGGACAAGCUCAGCGCCUCCUGGACACAGAGGGAAACCAGCGGCCCUUCCUGGAGCUUAAGACCCGUCCCAAUGAGCAGGGAGCAGGCCGGGUCAGGAGGAGGACCCCCACCUGUGAACCUGAGACUCCCUUAUGUUGUCGGCGAGACCAUUAUGUAGACUUCCAGGAACUGGGAUGGAGGGACUGGAUCCUGCAGCCUGAGGGGUACCAGCUGAAUUACUGCAGUGGGCAGUGCCCCUCCCACCUGGCUGGCAGCCCGGGCAUUGCUGCCUCCUUCCAUUCUGCUGUCUUCAGCCUCCUCAAGGCCAACAACCCUUGGCCCUUGGGUACCUCCUGCUGUGUCCCUACUGCCCGGAGGCCUCUCUCUCUCCUCUACCUGAACCGCGAUGGUAAUGUGGUCAAGACAGAUGUGCCAGAUAUGGUGGUGGAGGCCUGUGGCUGCAGCUAG
Messenger RNA from Myotis lucifugus (little brown bat), 1056 nucleotides. It is a transcript of the gene INHBE, whose product is annotated as inhibin beta E subunit. Gene Ontology annotation, biological process: SMAD protein signal transduction; BMP signaling pathway. NCBI's taxonomy places the organism in Eukaryota, Metazoa, Chordata, Mammalia, Chiroptera, Vespertilionidae. Gene Ontology annotation, molecular function: cytokine activity; growth factor activity; hormone activity. The record is from RefSeq and is a predicted model, not a curated record. Gene Ontology annotation, cellular component: extracellular region.